AUGCAGGAAAAAUGGAACAAUGCAGACAACGGAUUGCAAAUUGAACUGAUUACCGAAGCCGACGAUAUCACACAAAGCUUGGAUUGCGUGUGCGAGGCAUUUGGUCGCCAGGCAAAGGAUGGUGUUUGGAUUGCCAUGAAUCCUGGCUGGGAUACCCCCGAAGGCAAGAUGCGCGGGGCCUCUCGUAUGGUUGAUCGCUGGCGCAGCACAAGCAAAGAUACCGCGGGCAACCCAAACACAAUGUUUCUGAAGGCUACCCUGCCAAGCCUGCAGGACGCAGGAAAGCGAGAUGCUGUCGGCUUUGCGAUUUGGGUCCAGGCCUCCAGCGUUGAGGGGCAUGGCGAGCCCCAAAUAGAGGAAUCUGAAACCUCGGCGGACCUCACAGACAUCUAUCCCGAGGAUCAGUCGGAACGCCUUUAUCUUUCUCAGGUCAUGUCCUCACUGCAUCGCCGCCGCAGAGAAGUGGUUGAGGAAGCGAAAAGCGCGGUGCCUCCGGCACUAUUUGUUUUGGACCUUUGCGCCGUGGAUCCUGCGCACCAGCGGAAAGGAAUCGCCAAACAGUUGGUUCAGUGGGGUCUCGAUGAAUCUUUGCGACGCGGAAAUCUCGAGGCUAUCACGGAAGCAUCUAGCAUGGGACGCCAUGUUUACGAAAAGAUGGGAUUCAAACCCGAAGGUGCAGACAUUGUGUAUUCUGUAGAUAACGAGUUUGCUUCGCGGACGAGACCAGCCAAUGUAUUCAUGCGGACGCGUGGGACUGUUUAG
Penicillium salamii is the source of this 762-nucleotide messenger RNA. The record is from the annotation of a GenBank genome assembly. NCBI's taxonomy places the organism in Eukaryota, Fungi, Ascomycota, Eurotiomycetes, Eurotiales, Aspergillaceae.